Molecule: messenger RNA, 4638 nt
Organism: Capra hircus (goat)
Lineage: Eukaryota; Metazoa; Chordata; Mammalia; Artiodactyla; Bovidae
Product: zinc finger protein 665
Exons: 5
Coding region: 1712-4015 (767 amino acids)
Biological process (GO): negative regulation of transcription by RNA polymerase II
Cellular component (GO): nucleus
Molecular function (GO): RNA polymerase II transcription regulatory region sequence-specific DNA binding; DNA-binding transcription repressor activity, RNA polymerase II-specific
Source: RefSeq, a predicted model, not a curated record
UGCAGAGCUCGCCACCCCUCCAGUCCCGACCUCCGCCCCCGCUCAAUCGUCCUCAUGGUGUGGGAAUUGCCAGCGACCUGAACACCCUGGCACCCUGUGCUCGGCCCCGAAUAAACGCUGUCGCUGCCGUUGCGGCCCAGUUAUCUUUUCGUUUGGGUUUUAAGUGUUGCUGAGGCGGUAUCGGCCCUCGGUUUGCGUAGACGCCGCCUCUGGCGACAUUUUCCUGCUUAAUCCCCUUUUUGACCUCUGGCCUUGCCCAGUAAAGCCCUCUCUCGCGAGUUUGAGUCACGCCCGCCGCGUCGCCUUCUCGACCGCUGGAGGCAGAGCCCAGAUAGGCCGCGCGCCCUCUCCCUGGUCCUGGGAUUCCGGAGAGGCCGCCCCGCUCCUGAGCCCCCUCCUUCCCAGCCCCUCUGUCCUCGCGUCUCCUGAGGCCGGUCCUUCUGCCCCGCAGCAGCCCCCUUUCCUGUCAGCCCGUCCCCUCACUCCUCAUAGGGUAGGUGACCUGGGCCAGCCAUGUGACAGCCAGUGCUGUUCCAUUCCCAAUUCAACUCGGGGGAAAAGGUGCUCUUCCGGUCCGGGGGCGUCUCGUUCUGUCGCCCACUCAGUAAAUUCAGGAGGCAGGAGGAUCAGGAGAAGCAGAGUCAGAAGGACUGAGAGAAAUAACUGAAACCGAGGAGAAAAGCAUCAGGGAGAACCAAUGGGAAAACUGAGACUGGCUGAGGGACUUGCAAAGGGAUAGUCAAGUCAAAGAGGUUAAGCCUUGAAAAUAGCCAAGUGAGUAAAAUAGAGAAGUAUUAGUAAAUCAGAAAGCCAGAUCUCCAGGGACUGGGAAACAGCAUAGGGAGAACUGCCCUGUCUCAGUGAUGGGAGCGGGGAGGCGAAGGGCGAUGAGGGACGUCAGAGGUGGAGAGUCCCUAACUGGGUUUCAGCCGGGUUUGAGUCCAGGCCUCUUCCGUUAGAGUCCCGAGUUGUGUUUUCACCCGGUUGGAGUCCUGCCACAAGGGUUCAAAACUCAAUCUGAGGUGGCUGGUUUUAUGGUGUAGGCAGAGAAGGGUAGGAGCAGAGGAAGAAAGGGCUGGAAGGUAGCAUAUCCAUUGGCCUGCCAGAGAGUGGGGAGGAAGGGAGAGUCACAGCAAGAGAAGGGGAGUAAUUUGGAGCGCAGAGAGGGAGCCGAAAUGGGGGAAGAAAGAGGCAGACAUAGGUAUGGAUUUUUGAAAGACUCAGGAAGUUUGGAGAGAGAGCAUUUCAAGGGGGAACGAAUUGCAGCAGCCUGGGACAGGACACGUGUGAGGGAGGAAAUAGGACGGGAACAGCAUGAGAGCAGAGGGGGAGAAAAAGAGACACCAAGAACCAGAUGAAAUAGGGAGAUAGGUGAACAGAGGGGUAAGCUCGAUGCAGGUGUGGCCAGUUGUUUGGAUACAGAUGAUUUUUUUAGUUAUACAGAGGAGAAUGAGAAUUUCAAAACUUCUGUCUAUAAGGCUUGUGUCUUUUUUUUUUAUUAGUUGUGGCAGAAGAUGACUUUCAUUUGCAAACCCUGUUGAGCCUGGGGCAGUGGCUUGAUUCACUGAGUUCUCCAGCAGCCAGGGAAUCAACCUGAAGAGAUGAGCGGUGUCGGCAGAGAAUGAUGCAGCCUCUGACUCAAGACCUCUGAAGACUCGUUUUGCCUGAGGAAGCCCUGAAGUUAAGGAAGAGGAAAAAAAAGGAGUGAGGCAUGGCUCUUUCUCAGGAACGACUGACCUCUGAGGAUGUGGCCAUCGAAUUCACUCAGGAGGAGUGGGAAUUCCUGGACCCUGCUCAGAGGGCCUUGUACAGGGACGUGAUGCUGGAGACCUACAGGAACCUGCUCUCCUUGGAUAUCUCUCCUACACAUGUGAUGAAGCAUUUACAACCCAAAGCGAACAGUGAUAAACGCGAAACAUUCCAAACAUUGAUGCUGGGAAGCCCUGAAAGCUGUGAAAUCAAACAUUUUCAUCUUUGGGAAAGUCAGGAAAAUAUGUGUGACUUUGAGUGUCAGGGGAGAGAUGACAAAAGAAAUUACAAAGGCACACCUGUAAGCCUUAAUGGAAAUGUGCCUGAUGGAAGAGAUCUGCAUGAUAGAAAGGAUGCAGAGAUCAAGCCCUUUGGAAAGAGGUUUGGAUUUAAGUCUCAGGAUAAACUGCAGAUAUUUCAAACUGGCAGGAUAAUUUCUGAAUAUAAUCAAGUUAAGAGUUCUGUCAACAACAGUUUCUCAUUUUCACCAGUUCAAAGAAUUCCUCCUUGUGUCCAAACCAGUGUUUCUAAUAUAUAUGGGAAUGGUUUUAUGAAUCCUUCAGGAAUAAAACAAGAACUCAAAGCACAGAGGGAAAAACCUUACAAAUGUGAUGAGUGUGGCAAGGCCUUUCAUGUAAAGUCAGUCCUCUUAAGUCAUCAGACAGUUCAUACUAGAGAGAAACCUUACAAAUGUGUUGAGCAUGGCAAGGCCUUUACUCACAGCUCACACCUCAGAAGACAUAAGAAAAUUCAUACAGGAAAGAAAUUAUUUAAAUGUGAUAUAUGUGACAAAGUCUUCAGCCAAAAUUCAAACCUUGCUCGUCAUCAGAGGGUUCAUACUGGAGAGAAACCUUACAAAUGUGAUGAGUGUGGCAAGGCCUUUUGUGUAAAGUCAGCCCUCUUUACUCAUCAGACAGUUCAUACUGGUGAGAAACCUUACACAUGUGAUGACUGUGGCACGGCCUUUCGUCUAAAGUCAACCCUUUUAAGGCAUCAAACAGUUCACACUGGAGAGAAACCUUACAAAUGUGAGUGUGGCAAGGCCUUUUGUGUAAAGUCAGCCCUUUUAAGUCAUCAGACAGUUCAUACUGGUGAGAAACCUUACAAAUGUGGUGAGUGUGGCGAGGCCUUUCGUCUAAAGUCAAGCCUUUUAAGUCAUCAGACAGUUCAUACUGGAGAGAAACCUUACAAAUGUGAAUGGUGUGGAAAGGCCUUUUGUGUAAAGUCAACCCUUUUAAGGCAUCAGACAGUUCAUACUGGAGAGAAACGUUACAAAUGUGAUGAGUGUGGCAAGGCCUUUCGUCUAAAGUCAAACCUAUUAAGUCAUCAGACAGUUCAUACUGGUGAAAAACAUUACAAAUGUGAUGAGUGUGGCAAGGCUUUUUGUGCAAAGUCUAACCUUUUAAAUCAUCAGACAGUUCAUACUGGUGAGAAACCUUACAAAUGUGAUGAGUGUGGCAAGGCCUUUCCUCUGAAACCAACCCUUUUAAGGCAUCAGACAACAGUUCAUAGUGGAGAGAAACCUUACAAAUGUGAUGAGUGUGGCAAGGCCUUUCCUGUAAAGUCAACCCUUAUAAAGCAUCAGACAAUUCAUACUGGUGAGAAACCUUACAAAUGUGAUGAGUGUGGCAGUGCCUUUCGUCUAAAGAAAAUCCUUUUAAAUCAUCAGGCAAUUCAUACUGGAGAGAAACCUUACAAAUGUGAUGAGUGUGGCAAGGCCUUUCCUGUAAAGUCAACCCUUAUAAAGCAUCAGACAAUUCAUACUGGUGAGAAACCUUACAAAUGUGAUGAGUGUGGCAAUGCCUUUCGUCUAAAGUCAAUCCUUUUAAUGCAUCAGAAAGUUCAUACUGGUGAGAAACCUUACAAAUGUGAUGAGUGUGGAAAAGUCUUUGGUCGAAAACCACAUCUUCAGCGUCACUGGAGAAUUCAUACUGGAGAGAGUCCUUUCAGAUGUAAUGAGUGUGGCAAGUUCUUCAGUCAAAAUUCACAGCUUAAAAAACAUCAGAGAAUACAUAUAGAGAAACCUUUCAAAUGUGAUGAGUGUGGAAAAAUCUUUGGUCAAAAACCACAUCUUGAACAUCACUGGAGAAUUCAUACUGGAGAGAGACCUUUCAGAUGUAAUGAGUGUGGCAAGUUCUUCAGUCGAAAUUCACACCUUAAAAGACAUCGGGGAAUACAUACAGAAAAACCUUUCAAAUGUUUUGAGUGUGGAAAAUCCUUUACUCAGGUCUCAGCACUCACUAAACAUCAGAAAAUCCAUACAUGAGAGAAACUCAUGUGAAUGUGGUAUAUGGUAGAAGUCUUCAAAAUUCAAAGUUCAAAAUUCACACCCUACUGUUGCUCAGAGAAUUCAUCCUACUGAGAAACCAUACAAAUAUCAUGAGUGUGGCAACAUCUUAGGCUUCAUGAGAAAAUUCAUACUGGAUAGAAGGGAGAUAUAAAUGUAUUUAUUAGGUCAUAUAGAACAUGAAUUCAUUCUAGAAGAUUCCUCACCAAUUUCACAGCUGUUUUUUUAAAAAGUAAUAACCCUAUCCUCACAUCUCACCAGUAGUAUCAGAGUAUUUAUCCUGGAGAAAACACACAGCAAUGUAAUGUGCAUGGCAAGGAUCUUACCCAAAAGACACAAGAUAGGAACAUAGUGGAGCCAUACUUCCCAGACUCAGUGGUCGUGGCAAAUCCUUUACCUUUUUCACUGUAUGUAUUCUUUGAUAACUUUAGUUCAGGUACUCAGCAACUGCAGUAGCUCCAUAUUUGAAGAGAAGCUAGAGAUCUUUUCAUGUAAAAGAAACCCAAAUUCUACCUCAGCAAAGAUGAUUCUUUGGGACAAGAAUCUGCCAUCUUUUUGGUCUCCUGGCUUUCUGAAUAAACUCACUAUUCCUUGCCCAACAA